Messenger RNA from Seminavis robusta, 990 nucleotides. NCBI's taxonomy places the organism in Eukaryota, Bacillariophyta, Bacillariophyceae, Naviculales, Naviculaceae. The record is from the annotation of a GenBank genome assembly.
AUGCAACCAACAGUCAGUCAGGCCCCUAGCUCAAUUCCCAGUGUGCCACCAACACCUGCACCAAGCACUAGUAGCAACCCAAGCUCAUUCCCAACAUAUAUUGAUGUAGAUGGCAAUUCUGUGAUUGGUGCAUUCGAUAUUAUUGACGACGGCAUGGAUAACGCAACUGGAAGUAAUUUGGAUGAUCUUGAUAGCGACCGUGAAGAUGCCGGCAGUGGAAAUGGGAUCAUUCUUGAAGCUGCGUCCAACGAAACGGAUGUAUUCGCAGGCGACGACGACGAUAUUUCCAAUUCAACUCGUGGUCAAAAUGCGACAAACAUUACGGAUGAUGCGGUCUUCAUUCAUUUGCCACCAGUUAGCGGAAAGACACCAGAAGUUCCCACCGGUGAACAAACUGAGGCGACGCGCACAGCCCUGGCCGUCUCUAUGCCCUUGAUUGCCGCGCUCUUGAUUGGUCUAUUGCUCUACAAGAAACAGAGAAGAACGCUAACAGCAAGCGAAUACAAUGAAAUGAUGGCGUCGGAUUUCGUGAUGGUGGGGACAGGGGAUCCUCCGGGCAGCUUUCACGAAGGACUUUAUCAUUACACCAAGGAUGGACGGCGUUACCUAUCAACAAGAUGCGAAAACUGUCUCGAAACGAGACGAAAUACCUUCUAUACUGAUCGACGAGGACUGCCAACAAUCAUGGAGCACGAAGUUUACAACAAUGAGAGCAACAACAGCUUCGUUGGCGUCAUAUCGCCCGACUCAAAGGAUCUUGGACAAAGGCAUUUGGGAAUUGAUGUCCAUCGCUGUACAAGUUCCACAUGCACAAGGUGCAACAACGGGGACCAUCAAACGGUGAAUUUUAUACCGAGUACCGCGAAAACUAGAGCCUCCGCGCUUCGAAAUCAAGAGUUCUGCUUAACCCAAGAGGAGGCGGCAGCAUAUCGAAGUUACGGGUCCGACGACAGCAGUGGCGAAGACAGCAGCGAUGACAACAGAGUAUGA